Theileria annulata is the source of this 2337-nucleotide messenger RNA. Its product is annotated as cullin, putative. The record is from RefSeq and is a predicted model, not a curated record. The coding region runs from base 1 to 2337 and encodes 778 amino acids. The transcript is spliced from 18 exons. Lineage: Eukaryota; Apicomplexa; Aconoidasida; Piroplasmida; Theileriidae. Gene Ontology annotation, cellular component: cullin-RING ubiquitin ligase complex. Gene Ontology annotation, biological process: ubiquitin-dependent protein catabolic process; protein ubiquitination. Gene Ontology annotation, molecular function: ubiquitin protein ligase binding.
AUGGAAUUAUUGAAACAUAGUGGUAUAAGUAUACUUGAUUCCUCUAUACAAAAUGAAAAUUGUUAUGAUAUAAAUGAGAUAAUUGGACCGGAACUUGAUGAUUUAAAAAGAUUUAUUACUUCUGUGUUAUCAGGUCGAGAUUCCUCAGGAUUUUGCAGACUUAAACUACAAGAGUUUGUAAGAGAAUGUGAUGCAUACGGGAAAACAGAAUUUCUAAUCAAUGAAAUUGAUGAUCUCCUGGAUAAUCUACUAGUUCAACUACUCUCGGAAAUAGAUGAUAAUUUUGGCCGAAAUGUAGAUAAAAGACCGAGAGCUAAGCGUUCUUCCAGCUCUAAAAAUUCGCCAGAACAUUUUAAUUUACUUUCAAAAUUUGAAGUUUUUUGGUGUAGAAUUCGUACAGGAAUUGUAGAGGCGAUAAAGUUUUCUCUAGAACAUUUCAAUUUUAGUAUCAAAGUGGUAGAUUUCUUUAAAAGAGAUGUUAAUGAACGUAGCUUGCUAUAUGAGAACCUCCAAACAGGAGCUUUAAAUUUAAUCGCAUCACAUAGAACGGGAACACCAGUUGAUUUCUCACAACUACGCAAUAUCAUAAAUUUUUUCAUUUCAAUAGGAGUAGCUUAUAUUUUAGUCUUUUUCAUUAAUUUUGAAGUGAAACUAUUGAAGGGUACAACGAGAUUCUAUAAUAGCUUGUCGAGAGAUUAUAUGAAUAGUUAUUCGAAUGUCGAAUGUUUCACAAAAUUCGAUAGCGCAAUCAAAUUUGAGAAAAAAAUAUGUGAAUCUUUUUUGAUCGAAGAAACUGUAGCGAAAGUGAUUCAAACCGUGAAAAAUGAGCUGUUGUACACAAAGUCUAAUUCAUUGAUCGGAGAUGAAAAGUUGAAAAAAAUAAUAAGAGAUAAUGAUUUGGAUACUCUAAUCCUGAUUAACUCUUUAUACUCAAAUUCACAAUAUAUUCCAUUAUUUCUAGAUAACAUCUUCAAAUCAUUUAAAGAGAUAUUUUGUGAACGUAUGGCUGAGCAUAUGAAUUCUAAGGAUUAUGAAAAGUCGGACCUGUUUGUAAAAGAUAUAAGGGAAUAUCAGGAAAAAAUUGAGAAAUAUGUAAGGCCAAUGACUACGCAAAGUGAUUAUAACACGAGAAUUAAAAAAUUUUGGGUUUCGAUCUUUACCUCCACCGAUUCAGCCAUCGAAUAUAUUUCACUCACUAUCAGCAAGUUUUGUGAUGAGUUGCACCUGAAGUCUACAAUGACUGAUUUCACGAGUAAAAUAAAGUUCUUCGUCUUCAUAUUCCAGUUUCUGCCAAACAAGUCUUAUUUCGAGAUGUGUCUUCGUACCUUUUUGACAAUGAGACUUUUGUACCAUAAAUACCUGGACCAAAGCCACGUGAAUAUUAUUAAAAUACUAGAAAAGGAAUGUGGGCCUGAUUACACAUGUAAACUGAUUGAUUUGAUUGAUUUUCAUCAAAAAUCUAAAAAGUUGGUGACGGAGUUUUGUGUGGAAGAUCGUUUCAACUUCAGCCUCGUGUUGGUAAACAAAGAUUGCUGGAUUCAUAAGAACAUUAAGGAGUUCGACAAGUCAAAGGAAUUUAAUGACUCUGAGGUUGUUGAAGCAGCUGAAGUUGAGGAUAAAAGUACCAGUUUUCAGUCGAUUUUGAAUAAUCCCAAAUACGAUGCCCAAGAAGGCACGACCCUAGAAAAAAUCUUGGAACUGCAAAACGACUUCAAGACUUUCUACGAGCUUAAAUACAACAAAAAGUUACUACAGUACCUAACGCAUUUGGGUUCAGCAGUUCUUGAAAUUGAUAUAAAGGGUCGAGUCCAUGAACUUAAAGUGUCAGCUUAUCAAGCCUAUUGUUUACUUUUGUUUAACAACUAUAAAUAUCUGACUUUGUCGCAGUUGGAAAGUAAAUUAAACGAUGAAUACGAUGACGCGACUGUGAGGAACCAACUCUCAAUUCUAGAAGAUAACGGGCUUAUUAGGUUUUAUAACCCUGAACGUACCUUUAUUACAUGUAGUAAAAACGACUAUUUCGAGCUAAACUUAAACUUGAGUCAAGAAGCAGUUGAUUUCAUGCCCAAGAAAGAGGAACUAUUUAACAUAAACAUGAACUACACAGUUACUAAAUCCACUUUUGACGACAUGAUGUUGUACAUUGAGUCUACAAUCAUGUUAUACUUGAAGCAGACGCUUGAGUCCUCAAGUUCAACGAUCUUUAAGCUCUUUAGCAAAAACCCUAACUUCACUCUAUCCAGACAACAGUUUAACAGGAUCGUUGACUCUCUAAUCGCCAGGGAAUUUAUUAAAUACAGUGAAUCAAACAAAGAAGUUCUUCAAUACGUACCAUAA